UGCUCCGCAAUUCUCUCGACCAACCCUCCAGAAUGCGUUUCUUCAUCGCGAUCACCGCCCUCGCCGCCAUCUUGGCCACCGCCACAGCCGCUCCUUCCGGUCUCUGGGGUGCCCAUGGUGUCACCCUUGGGGGUCCGGUCCUAGGGCCCGCAGCACUGGCGGGACCCAUAGUGGGCCCUGCGAGACUCUCCGGCCCGGUUGACGGCGGCGCUCUCGUUUCCGGUGCCGUCGCCGGACCUGCCGUCGUGACCGGAAGUGUCGCUGGUCCCGCGGUCGUUUCUGGAUGGGGAGUGCCGGCCCUUGGAUGGGGAGCCGCACACGGUGUCGCAGGGGUCGCUCUUCCGGGCGCCGUUUCGGCACCGGCAGUCGUCGCGGGACCAUCUGGCAGCAUCGUCGUCGGGGCUGCCGGACACGCCGGUAUUGCCCAGGGAUGGGCGGGACACUGGUGAACCGGAAUCACCCCUGAGUAACCGAAUUCCACCCCUCGACGAGCCACCGACCCGACCUCACAAGCUGACCGUCUAACGAUCUUCGGCACAGCUGCCCCGUAGACACAAGUGUUUACCCUCUUAGCUGCAGCGGACCUUCUGCAAUAUACCUAACCAACGUAAUAUAAUUCUUUGUACACAACCUAAGCUCUUGUCUCCGAUCUCCUUUUCCACUUUUCCACUUUUCUUUAAUAAACUCGCACUUUCAAAGCA
Diprion similis is the source of this 701-nucleotide messenger RNA. RefSeq names its product dirigent protein 10-like. The transcript is spliced from 2 exons. The record is from RefSeq and is a predicted model, not a curated record. Bases 33 to 449 code for a protein of 138 amino acids. NCBI's taxonomy places the organism in Eukaryota, Metazoa, Arthropoda, Insecta, Hymenoptera, Diprionidae.